Paraglomus occultum is the source of this 2823-nucleotide messenger RNA. Lineage: Eukaryota; Fungi; Glomeromycota; Glomeromycetes; Paraglomerales; Paraglomeraceae. The record is from the annotation of a GenBank genome assembly.
AUGCACCUCUUUCGAUUUUCGGACAACGGCCACAACGAAGACUUUGUGCAAAAAAUAAAGACACUGCUCGAGUCGUUCAACAAACUAGAUGAAGAAGACUUUGAUAAGAUAUACGAACAGUACAUACAUCCAGUAGUCAAUGCCAGGUUUGACUACAGACUCACACAAGUUGCAUUUGCGGCAUUAUGUCUUCACGUGGCAUUACUCGGGUCAGCAUCUUAUACGGAAAAACAUGGACCUUAUGUCGCUUCGAAAAUAGCAGCAUGGACAAUCAAUGAUGCGAAAUUAAAAGUUCUCACCCAUAUAAUUCGUUUGCUCAACAUUGCAGAGUGCGGAUGGGACAUUGACUACUCGGUAAAGACAAUCGAAGAGAUAGUGGAAACCAUAUCUUUACCCAGCACUAUAGCUUCAUGGAAUGGAACUAUCUCUGGUGUAAAUACGGACAAUUAUUCAUUGACGACGACAAAGGUCGUUUUCUUAGACUUUCUGAAUGUAGUCUGCGCUUACUGUUCGCUUGAAGGAGCACGGCGUCUAGUAAAGUUUUUUGUACGCUGUUAUAUAACGAGCUAUUUUCAUGACAAAGAAGACGAUGGCUAUAAUUUGACAAAAGUAUGUGACGAAAUAGUAAGAAAUCCCAAGUUUUACAACUUUCCAUACAUCAAAGACGUAUUUUUUGACCUUUGUACGGAAGAGCUCUUGUUUAUUGGACCACGAACUACCGAAACGCCCUCUACUCAGUUUAUUGAAACUCUGAAAAUUUUCGAAAUUCUGAAAAACUCUUGUUAUCAAGCUAUUCCACACGCCGCUCACUUAUUUACGCCUACAAAAAACCCGACUGUCGAUAGCGAUUACAUCACGGAUUCUAAUUUUAGUUCCUCCUCCGAUUCCGAUCUCGACCUCCAAAGCCCAAACAAUGAGCCUUCCAGUUAUAGUAACGCGCGGGCUCUACGGAAUCGGAUGCGGGCAAUUAUUGAUCUCAUCGGAACUAUUCCAGCGGAACACUUUAACGACAGGCAAAAGGACGGGUUGAUUCUCCAGGCGAUGUUUGUGGAAAAAAUAGUUGAUAAGAAAGGGCUCGAUAUCUCUGAUACCAUGCAAGUUUGUAGAAGGUUUAUUUAUAAAAUGAUGAAUAACGGUAGCCAGGGCAUGUUGAUUUAUCAUCCGGCGUACUACAUAUGGUGGAUCACAAAUGCGAUAUCUCAAGACCAAAAAAUGCAAAGGUAUGCCAAGUCUCCCAAAUACGUCGCGUAUGAAAAAGAAAUAUUGGACCAAAUGGCCGACAUUAUCGACAAAACGGUAAAGGUGGCACGAAUGUCGAUGCGAUUUCUAUUCCAAAACCCAUCAUCAAGGUAUACGUUGCGAUACGUAAAUGCAACAAGUGAAUUCCUGAGAAACUUGCCAAUACGACUUUUAUCGGUCGAUAAUUUUGCCAAAUGGAUGGAUGAUACCAUAGAAAACCUCGAGCAUCAAUGGUGUCUGCGACUUGUUACCGAUUUUUUAGAGGACGGUAUUCAAUGUUACAAUGACUGUAAAUCCCUGGUAACACUAUCACUUUUUGUCAAAGAUCAAUUAAAUGUAGCGUUGGACUGCUUAACUGACAAGCGAUACACGGAAUUUCUGAUCGACAAAUUUGAAGAAGUCGAACUUUUUCUGAGAGCUCUCAAAAUUGUUGUCACAUAUGUCAAACGCAUGCCAGAAAUUGCAGUCAAAAGAGACAUUCUUGACCAUAUUAAUGAAAAACUAAACAGACUUGCCAUGACAAUUUUAAUCAUUAUGGAUUGUACGGAAGAUAUCAGCCAGCGUGUAGUAGAAAAUAUGUUGACAGUCUUUUCCAUAUCGGUCGAUUGUGUCCAGUUCUCAAAUAAUGAAACAGCCAGCGCGUGGAAAUUAUUGCUAAUGUUCUGUGAGUUGCUCUGUCUGUUGACGAGUCGCACAUCAACGGGAAUUCAGUCAGCCGAACGGAUGGUCAGCAAAUUUAUUGAUACUUUAACGAGAAAUCAAUUCGAAUACGCCUACAAAGGCAUGAUCAAUAUAAUCAAGGACAAGAUCAAGGAAAAUGCGACCAACGAUCUCAACAUUCUCGUCAAGUUAAUCGACUGCAUGAUAAGAAGAAAAGAAUUUGAUGAAUCGAUAAAGAAAAAUCUGACGGUAGUGAUUGGUCCGUUAUGCAACGCUGGUUACCGUCGAAUAACGCAACAUACUUUGAUUCGCCUGAUGAAUUUAAUCACAUAUAUCUGCAGUCUGGAAGACUUUAGCAUACGAUUGGCACAUAUCGACGAUAUAAUCACGAUGCUUCACGCGCUUGUCUGUAAUUACGAACCGGACAAUCAAACCGAAUCAGUAUCGAUAUUUAUCGAAGUCUGCAGAUUGCUUUUCACGCUAGUCACAUCACACAGUUUGGAACUGAAAAAGUCGGGAGCAAUUCGUCUGGUUGCACCGACGACCUACAUCUUGUUGAUACUGCUAAAGGGUCCGCAAACCGGUGGUCAUGCCUUGACGCCCAAGUUUGCCAUACAAUCGGUGGACAAACAUACUCGUGAAACAAUGGCGCAUCAAUUUCGAGAGCUCCUCGAGGCCAUCUCCCAUAAUCUGCGCUUCACCAUGAUUAUAGAAGACGUUCCACUCAUUCUUUCGGAAUACAUCAGUCUGCUGCUCGUCGAAACAAGAAAAAGUGUCAGAGAUAUCUUGAGGCCGGGCACGUUUGCCCUGUUUGAUCUGUGUUCUAAAAAUGAGGUUGAGACAACUGUGGGUUAUCUAAGCGAUGUUGGAGAGAAACUGUUUGGAGAAUUGUGGAUUGAGUACAAUGCAAAGAUUAAUAUGUGA